This is a messenger RNA of Closterium sp. Yama58-4, 1410 nucleotides long. The record is from the annotation of a GenBank genome assembly. NCBI's taxonomy places the organism in Eukaryota, Viridiplantae, Streptophyta, Zygnematophyceae, Desmidiales, Closteriaceae.
AUGUGGUCCCGAGAUAUAAACGUAGCAUUUUCGGGCAUUUCGGAUUUCAGUUUUCGGGGAAGCACACAGAGAAACUUCACGGAUUGUGGUUUUGCAACGACUAUCUGCUGCGAGAACCACACCAUGGCUGCCACUACAGCCUGCAGAACAGGCCUCAGCUACGCUGCGGGCCUCACCACGGGCAGCAAGACCCGUCAGAUUGCGUCUGUCAGCCGGAUCGGUGGCCUGAAGCUCCGCAUUCCUGAAAAGGCUACAUUGGUGAAGAAUGCUCGUCCUCAGAUCAGCAUGGUGCUGGCUCCGCCGCCGCCUAUGACUCGCGGCGACGACCCCAGGGAGCCGCAAUCCAACCUAGACUUUGAUGCCUCGGCUCCUCCGCCAUUUACGCUUGCGGAUAUCCGCGCGGCGAUCCCGAAGCACUGCUGGGAGAAGGACGCGCUGAAGUCCAUAGCGUACCUCGUGUGGGACGUCGCUGUGGUGUUUGGCCUGGCUGCUGUCGCUCAAGCGGUCGACCAAUGGUGGAUCUGGCCUAUGUACUGGAUUGCGCAGGGUACCAUGUUCUGGGCUCUCUUCGUCAUCGGUCAUGACUGUGGACAUGGAAGCUUCUCCAACAACAAGGCUCUGAACGACUUCGUUGGCCAUCUAACGCAUUCUUCAAUUCUCGUGCCGUACCAUGGAUGGAGAAUUAGCCACCGUACACAUCACGCCAACCACGGUCACGUGGACAAUGACGAAUCCUGGCAUCCAAUUUCCAAGGACAAAUAUGACGAAAUGGAGUUUUGGUCCAAGGUUGGCCGUCUCAAGUUCCCGUGGCCUCUCUUCGCCUACCCAUUUUACUUGUGGAAGCGAAGCCCUGGUAAGGUCGGUUCGCAUUUCGACCCGAAGUCUGAUCUCUUCACUCCCAAUGAGAAGGACGACGUUACGACAUCUGCGACUUGCUGGUGGGCCAUGGUGGGGAUCCUGGCCGCGCUCACUGUCUUCAUGGGACCCGUGUCAAUUUUCAAGCUUUACGUCGUUCCGUACUGGAUCAAUGUCGUAUGGCUCGAUGUCGUUACGUAUCUGCACCACCACGGUUAUGACAAGAAGGUUCCGUGGUACAGAGGCGAGGAGUGGAACUACAUGAGGGGUGGCCUGUCAACCAUUGACAGGGAUUAUGGUAUCUUCAACAAGAUUCAUCAUGACAUUGGAACACACGUGGUUCAUCAUCUGUUCCCUCAAAUUCCCCACUACAACCUUACAGAAGCGACGGAGGCGGUGAAGCCAGUUAUGGGAGAGUACUACCGUGAGCCAGAGCCCAGCCCUGGCCCGAUUCCCUUCCACCUAUACAGGCCUCUCUAUAAGUCCUUCAGCGAGGAUCACUAUGUCCCAAGCGAGGGUAACAUUGUGUUCUAUGAGAAAGAUGAGAAGUUGUAG